Molecule: messenger RNA, 2675 nt
Organism: Neofelis nebulosa (Clouded leopard)
Lineage: Eukaryota; Metazoa; Chordata; Mammalia; Carnivora; Felidae
Gene: TKTL2
Product: transketolase like 2
Exons: 1
Coding region: 75-1952 (625 amino acids)
Molecular function (GO): transketolase activity; thiamine pyrophosphate binding
Source: RefSeq, a predicted model, not a curated record
CGGAGGUCACGUGACAUAACGGUGAGGGGUGCUCAGGCAGCGUUUGCCCUGAGCCGACCGGUGAGCUUACCAUCAUGGCCAACGACUGCAAGCCUGAUGGGAACACCGUGCAGGUGCUGCGGGACGUGGCCAACCGCCUGCGAAUCCAUUCCAUCAGGGCCACAUGUGCCUCCGGCUCCGGCCACCCCACUUCAUGUUGCAGUGCAGCCGAGAUCAUGUCCGUGCUCUUCUUCCACACCAUGAGGUAUAAACAGACAGACCCAGGACAUCCCGACAACGACCGAUUCAUCCUCUCGAAGGGCCAUGCUGCUCCAAUCCUCUAUGCCGCUUGGGCAGAGGUGGGCAACAUCAGCGAAUCUGACUUGCUGAACUUGAGGAAAAUUCACAGUGACUUGGAGGGACAUCCCACCCCAAGAGUGCUGUUUGUUGAUGUGGCAACAGGAUCACUUGGGCAAGGAUUAGGUGCCGCGUGUGGAAUGGCUUAUACUGGCAAGUACUUCGACAAGGCCAGCUACCGGGUGUUCUGCCUCAUAGGGGAUGGCGAAUCUUCAGAAGGCUCUGUCUGGGAGGCUUUGGCCUUUGCUUCUCACUACAAUUUAGACAAUCUCGUGGCAGUCUUCGACGUGAACCGCUUAGGACAAAGUGGAGCCACGCCUCUUGAGCACUGCACAGACAUCUAUCAGAAUCGCUGUGAAGUCUUUGGGUGGAAUACUUACCUAGUGGAUGGCCAUGAUGUGGAGGCAUUAUGCCAAGCAUUUUGGCAAGCGGCUCAAGUGAAGAACAAGCCCACUGCCAUAGUUGCAAAGACCUUCAAGGGCCGGGGUAUUCCAGAUAUUGAGGAUGCAGAAAAUUGGCAUGGAAAGCCGAUGCCAAAAGAAAGAGUAGAUGCAAUCAUCAAAUUAAUUGAGGGUCAGAUACAGACCAACAGGAAUCUCAUAGCAAAACCUCCCAUUGAAGACUCACCUCAAAUCAGCAUCAGCAAUAUAAAAAUGACCUGUCUGCCUGAAUAUAUAGUUGGUGACACGAUAGCUACUAGGAAAGCAUGUGGUUUGGCUUUGGCAAAACUGGGCCAUGCAAAUGAAAGAGUUAUUGUCCUGGAUGGUGACACAAAAAACGCCACCUUUUCUGAGAUAUUCAAUAAAGAGCACCCUGAGCAUUUUAUUGAGUGUUUUAUUGCUGAGCAAAACAUGGUGAGUGUGGCACUAGGUUGUGCCACACGUGGUCGAACCAUUGCUUUUGUUAGUACCUUUGCUGCCUUUUUGGCCAGAGCAUUCGAUCAGAUAAGGAUGGGAGCCAUAUCUCAAACCAAUAUCAAUCUUAUUGGUUCCCACUGUGGGGUAUCCAUUGGUGACGAUGGACCCUCCCAGGUGGCCCUGGAGGAUCUAGCCAUGUUCCGAAGUAUUCCCAACUGUACCGUUUUCUAUCCAAGUGAUGCCGUCUCAACAGAGUAUGCUGUUUAUCUGGCUGCCAAUACCAAAGGAAUGUGCUUCAUUCGGACCAGCCAACCAGAAACUGCAGUUAUUUAUACCCCACAAGAAAAUUUUGAGAUUGGGCAGGCCAAGGUCAUCCGCCAGAGUGUCAAUGACAAAGUCACAGUUAUUGGAGCUGGAGUUACUCUGCAUGAAGCCUUAGCAGCUGCUGACAGUCUUUCUCAACAAGGUAUUUCUAUCCGUGUCAUUGACCCAUUUACCAUUAAACCCUUGGAUGCUGCCAACAUCAUCUCCAAUGCAAGAGCUACAGGUGGCCGGGUUAUCACAGUGGAGGAUCACUACCGGGAAGGUGGCAUUGGAGAAGCUGUAUGUGCAGCUGUCUCUAGAGAGCCUGACAUCCUUGUUCAUCAGCUAGCAGUGUCAGAAGUGCCUCAAAGUGGAAAACCUGGUGAAUUGCUGGAUAAGUUUGGUAUCAGUGCCAGACACAUCAUAGCGGCUGUGAAAAAUACUUUAAUGAACUAAAAUAGCUCAUUUCUUAGAGUUAGUCUGUUGGCUGGUUUUGCUUUGAUCUUAAAACACUGGCAUCUUUAUAUUACAUUCAUGAUUGUUGAUACUAAACCGUCAUUUAUAUCGAUGUCAUUGUGGUUUUUUUAAGAGAGAGACAUUAAACUGUCACCGUGUAUACUGAUGUCGCUCUCAUUUUUUAAUCAUUAAAGUAGCUUAUAACAUUUUGGGUAACAGGAGUAGCAAACAAAACAACCACUUCAAACAAAGUUUUCUGGAAGACUACAAAUAACUGCACUGAGAAUCAACAUAGAGGUAACAGUUUCGCAAAUGUAUGUAAUUUCCUUGUAAGUAAAAAAAAAAAAAAAAAGAAUUUAAUUGUACACUUCAAUAGUCCAGGUUCUGAGGCAAGUUCCAGCUUUCAUGGAAUGCUAUUGUACCUGCAGCUUCCUGGAUAAUGUUUGACUGCAAUUGCCUUAAAAUUUCCCCUGAUGUCUGCCUCAUCUCUCCUCUACCAUUUAGAAGCUGUUGAGCAGCACUAAACGUGUAUAUGAUGUACUGGAUGGCAUGUGGUGACUGUUCCAUAAAGAGAUGGAAGCAUAACUAGUUUUCGUUUGUGUCCUACACUGUUCUGUGAGGUUUUAGAAAUGUUUCCUUUUGUCAGUGACCAAACCAGAUUGCUAACUUGAUUAUACUCAUGUAAGGAUACUGACAUCAAUGUAAUAAAGCAUUGAAAAACCA